UGCCGGGAGUGGUGGGAUCGGGUUCCGGGGAGAAAGAUAAGGAUUUUUCGACAAAGAGCGGAAUAUCGAUUAAGCUCAAGAUGCCGAGAAGGGACUCUAAUGAAGCUGCGGAAGGUAGUACUCCCGUGGCAGACGGCGGAGGCGGCGGCUCCGCCGGCUCUGGUGGUUUAUCGAGUAAUAAUCAAAGUCGCGUAUGCCAGGAUUGCGGGAGGGUUUUCUCAUCGGGAAAAGCGUUUGGCGGGCACAAGAGAAUCCAUGUUCAAGCCGCCAAAAAAUCUCAAAAGCUUAUGAAUCUUGUCGUCAACAAAAAUGAUCUUCCUAAUCUUGAUCGACAGUUGGUUCUCGCAGGAUCCAAAGAUCAUAAAAAAAAUGGCGUGGAAGAGGAGGUGAGUUGCGCAAUCUGCGGCAAGGCUUUCGUAUCCAUGAAAGCGCUGUUCGGCCACAUGAGGUUCCAUCCAGAUAGGGGUUGGAGAGGAGUUCAUCCACCAAACGACGUCGGAUUGAAGGCUGCUUCUUCAACCUCCACCCUUUCCGAUGAUCGUCUUCAUAUCGAUUCUUCAGCUACCACUGGCUCCGUCUUGGACCUCAAGAAUUUGCUGGAGGGAUGGUCGGUCACUGGUAAAAGAGGUCGAAAAGCCAUCCCUCCUGCUUCUUCCGCUUCCGGGUAUGGCUCCGGCUACGGGUCCGGGUCCGGGUCCGGGUCCCGCUCUGGUUCUUAUGGGAUUCAGGAGGAAGACAGAGACGAUAAUGAUGAUCGAUUGGAUGAGAAUGACAUGGACGAAGCGGUGAAGGAUCUCUUGAUAUUUGCUUGUGGGGGAUCUUCUCAAUCUGAUGGGAAUCCAAAGAAGAAGACAGCUGAGGAGCAGAAGAGCUCCAUUAACGGAGCUGGAAACAAGCUUAAUAUCAAGGGAGAUCACACUGAACUAGAGAGCAAAGACAAUGGAGAGCUGAACAAGAUGAUGAAGAGGAAGAAGAAGAGACGACUGUGUGAUCUGGAGAGAGAAGGCGAAGCUGUGGUGACAGACCAAAACAAUCAAGGUCAACACAUCUGCAUCACCUGCAACAAGCCUUUUCCUACCCACCAGGCUCUUGGCGGCCAUAGGUCCAGCCAUAAUAAACUCAAGAAUAAUGUUGCUAAAGAGCCAACAGUGUCAGGAUUGAAUCAGGAAACGGUACUGAGCGAAGAUCAGGAAGUAAGUACUGCAGCCAAUCACCAAUGCAACAUAUGCAACAAAACGUUCCGAACAGGUCAGGCACUCGGCGGACAUAUGCGGCGUCACUGGACGGCCCCGACGGCAUCAGCUCCGGCAGAAAGUCAAGCCACCUCCUCAUCAUCUGAACAACAACAGCCCACUACUCGUAUUGUCCGUAACUUUGAUCUCAACGAGCUUCCUUCCCAAGAAGCUGAUGAUUGA
Molecule: messenger RNA, 1415 nt
Organism: Carica papaya (papaya)
Lineage: Eukaryota; Viridiplantae; Streptophyta; Magnoliopsida; Brassicales; Caricaceae
Product: zinc finger protein ZAT9
Source: RefSeq, a predicted model, not a curated record